CUUACUAUCCCUAUUGUCCUUUCCCCUAUCCCUUUCUCUCUUUCAUCUUCACCUGACCCUAUCAAAGGAACCCAGCUUUCCAUCUCGCUACUAGACGAUGAUGUUUUGAACUCCUUCUUCAUCGUUUUCUCUACUUCCCCUUCUUCUUCUGCUCUCCAAUGGCUAUCACCGCUGCAAACGUUUAACAAAAAAAAACAGCCUUUUUAUUCAUACCCAAUGCCAGUGUAUCCACGCUCGUUCCAUUUUCCCAUGUCAAGACACUCCAGCGGUGCUCAAUGUCCCUCGGAAUGCUUUCCUUUUUCUUCAGGAGAAAAGGGCAUUGGUCCUAAAACUGGAAAGCCAUUGCACUACAAGGGUUCCUUUUUCCAUCGAGUCAUGAAAGGUUCCCUGGCCCAGGGUGGUGAUUUUGGAAGAAGAGAUGGAACUAGUGGGGAAAGCAUAUAUGAUGGGAAGUUUCCAGAUUCCUGCUCAGGAUUUGACAAUGAGACAGCUCAGAGGUUAUGAAAUUAAGGUAGAUAGCACUGUAAUAUUUCCAAACAUAUAUGAUGAUACUUAACUAUUUCUUCUAUCAUACAUGUGAUAUACCCUUGGACAUACCCUUGAGCAUGUUCCGUAGUUUUGCUGAGCCCUCCAUGUGGAUCAAUGAAAAAUGCUGGUUGCAUUGCAAAAGAAACUGGCACUUUUAAGUUUGCAUUGUGGUUAAGACUUAUGUUACUCAGACUCAAUGAUGACUGUUGGGUGGGGUAUAUGUCUAAGACGGGUAUGCUCAAUUUUAUUUAUAUUUUCCUAUACAUUUGGAGGAUUGCCGCCCAAUUCUUAUGUCCGAAACAUAUAUAUAUAUAUAUAUAUAUAUAUAUAUAUAUAUGGAUGCCGGACACAGGUACUUCAGAAAAUGAAGACUUGGAGUAACAUGGGUAUUUGUAUCCGAAUGUCAAUAUAUAUGCUAAAUAUCAUUGAAUGAAACAAAGUAAAAAAUGGUAUUUUCUUGCAAAUAACCUGGUUUAAGUUGUUUUAUGCACAUGUGCUAUGUACAUGUGCCUUAUACACAGUAUUUGCACUUAGUUACAUACUAGUACAUAGGCUCGAAUUAAUGGGGUUCUAAUUUAUUUUUUUUUGCUUUUCCCUUUCAAGCUGUUUGGGGUUGAAAUGUAACAUGAUUAAUAUCUUUUGAGCAGAUUAUAUCAAAUAUUUUAUGUAUUUCUUUUCAAAACAAAUAGACAAACCUAUUUGUUUGUUUUUUUGUAUUUCUCAUGCUAACAAGCACAUUAAGCUGUACAAGGAUAUGCAAUUUUCAGUUAUAACAUUGGACUAAUAUUUUCUAUUUUUCUUCAUAUUGAGUUGAUGUGUACAUGAUUUAUUGAAAAAAAAGCUUUAUAAAUGUUUAUGUCAUGUUUUAUAUGUACAUAGAUAUUUUCUUUCAUCUUUUGAAAUUCAUUGUGGAAAUGCUUAAUGAUACUGUUUAUGUCAAGUUCUGAGGGGAAGACUGAUGUUAUGAAAAAGAUUAAGUUUCCACAGAUGAAGUAGAAAUCUGCUAGUAAAACUGUUCGACGAUAAGCAAAGAGGCAGCACUACCUUGUCCCAUAAAAGAAAUUUUGGAAAAGGAAAAGAAGAUAUUGAAGGUGUAGUGGAUGAUUCAAUCUCUUCAAGCUGGAAAAGCCAAGGCUUAGCACUUUUUCAAGUAGAGUGUUAUUUAAUGUUGUAUUCCAUGGUUGUUUAUCUUAGUCGGAACUUGAAUUAGGUGUUAUUGAAAUAGGGUUUUGUAGCUACCUUGUGUACUAGUUUAUUUAAUUAUAAUUGUUAAUUAUGUUUUGUAGUUUCUUUUA
This is a messenger RNA of Gossypium raimondii (Peruvian cotton), 1823 nucleotides long. Its product is annotated as peptidyl-prolyl cis-trans isomerase CYP95-like. Bases 217 to 504 code for a protein of 95 amino acids. The transcript is spliced from 6 exons. NCBI's taxonomy places the organism in Eukaryota, Viridiplantae, Streptophyta, Magnoliopsida, Malvales, Malvaceae. Gene Ontology annotation, biological process: protein peptidyl-prolyl isomerization. Gene Ontology annotation, molecular function: peptidyl-prolyl cis-trans isomerase activity. The record is from RefSeq and is a predicted model, not a curated record.